Caretta caretta (loggerhead turtle) is the source of this 7811-nucleotide messenger RNA. RefSeq names its product solute carrier family 39 member 3 (gene SLC39A3). Gene Ontology annotation, molecular function: zinc ion transmembrane transporter activity. Lineage: Eukaryota; Metazoa; Chordata; Testudines; Cheloniidae. Gene Ontology annotation, cellular component: plasma membrane. Gene Ontology annotation, biological process: zinc ion transmembrane transport. The record is from RefSeq and is a predicted model, not a curated record.
CGCUGCCGCCUGGAUGCAAAAGGAGGCGACUUUAUCCUGCGACGGCCCAGCUCUGUGAGGAGGGUGGGAUUUUCUCCCACAUCCCAAGGCUGGCAGGGCCAUACUUUGCGGGGGGGGGAGUGUGAUGGUGCAGUGACCCAACAGCACUAUGCUCUGAGGGGGCAGCAAAGCUACGUGGAGCGUAGCCCCCCCCCCCUCCCCCCAAAUAAGGGACUAGCCGCAGCUGCUAGAAAAUGCAGCUGCGGUUCCAACCCUCAUGUCUUGGGUCAGCAUUUUUGAUUCCCUAGGAACGCAGGAGCUACCAACCUCUGUCAGAAGGCUGUUCAAUCUAAAUUUGCCGUGCCCAGUCGAAUUUGAUAGGGCUGUCGUAUGAGCUAUAGGCAUUAAUAACCUUCCCAAAUAUUUUCAGGGAUCCCAGCAUGGUCUUGUUUAUAUGACAAAAUAGCGUGAUCAAAACGUCAUAUCGACUUUGUCCUAGAGAUCAAAGGAUUUACAAAGGGCAAACUUGGUUCGUCAGUGUCCCUUUUUUCAAGUCAUUAAAACAUGACUUUGGCAUUAAAACAGUCUUUGGGUCUGGUACAAUGUUAUAAUGCAACAAUUUUGUUCCAGGAGAAAUUAUCUACAAAAUGGUAAUUCCCCUCUGCUAUUAGAACCAUGCAGCUCAGAAAGGAAAACACUGCCACCCCCUCAAGGAAAUCUGUAGCCCAAAGGUUUUUUGUUUUCAAUCUCAUUUGCUGGUCCAGUAACCAGGUAUCCAAUUAUCUACCUUGUCCAUUAUUGCUUUGAGCAUCGGUGUGGCUAUGAACAUUUUGUCUUUGUUCAUUAGAGUGAAAUAUAUUGUGGUUCAGACUGCUGAGUGCUCCCGGCCGUAUGGAACUCUUUACCUUUGUGUCACAGCAGUAAGAACCUCUCAACGUGCCAUUGAUUUGACUUUGUAAAUUAGUUCAGUGUAAUAGCUAAGGGAAACGGGCUAGAAUCUUAGCUGUACUUUUGCCUAAUUUCUAGAUCUUGAGGGAAACAUCAUUGAUGAUAGUAUACCUGUAAAAAAUGUUUAAUCUUAAUUUAACCCAUUUCUUCUUUUAAAGUGCUUUGUGGAAUACAAAUUGCACCCUGGCUGCAUAUGCCAUAUGGGGGGAAAACUUUUAUGUUUCAGAGUAAAUUGUUUAUAAUGAUCCAGGGAUCUUGAGUUUUACAUCUUUGUCUUUUGUGAAGCUACCAUCUGUUUGUUCUUUCACCCACUCUGUUGUUGCUCUGAAUGAGAAAAUAAAGAAUAAAUACUGAAUUUCUGCCAAGAGCUUCCCUUUAAAGGGCAUACUACAGAUGGUUUAGGCUUGGUUUAGAUUUUUGCUAGGCAAAAAUAAUCGUAUUUCAAAACCUAAUAAUAUACAUGAUUUCAGGAUUGUUUAUUCAUUUAAUUUAAAACUGGCUUUUUAAAUAGUUCAGCCAUUCACCUGCAGAAUUGGCCGCCCAACCGUUGCGGCAGGAUUUUCAGCCCAACCAUAGCGAGGUUGCAGUUUGGGCGUAAGAAACGGAAACUGACCCAGCUCAGUGAAAUUUAAAAAGAAACCCACAUAAAUGGUGAAAGUGGAUUUUAAAAAGUGUAAUUUCAACAACAUAAGGUACCCACACCAUAGAUGAAGUAAUAUUCUUCCAAGGUGGCUUGAAUUAAAGCCCGAAUCCUGCAGUUGGAUUUUGAUGGGUGCAAAGUUCUGCCCCUGUGGCUCCUAUUGCAGGAUUGCAACCUGCAUUUUCUGCGUUUUACCAUGCCUGGGUCUCUCAGAUUGUGCCACCUGAGGCUGCCUCUAUUCAGUACGAAAGAGCCGGUGGCGCUUUUUACAGGGUCAUGAGUUUGCCCUGUGUCCUAACUUUGAAAAUUUCCCUUUUCUCUGCUUACCUCCUUAGCCCCAUUUGUGCAGGCUAGCUAUUUGGUUCCCUCCACUCUAGAGAUGGCUGCGUGUUAGUGCUAGCGAGCUCAGGAACAUGAUUCUCUGGACACUGGUUUUUGCUGUUUAAAUGCUGAUAUAACAGUUAAAGUAACUAUUUGAAGGACCCCAGCAAACUCAUUUUUCAGAGUUCCUGGCAGGGGACAUUCUCCAGGGAGACAAGAUGAAUAUCAAAGCAGUCAAAGUUCUGUGUCUGCUGGGGGUCUUUUUCCUCAUGCUGCUCGGUUCCCUCCUGCCUGUCAAGAUAAUAGAAGCAGAUUAUGAGAAAGCUCAUCGCUCCAGAAAGGUCAUUGCCCUCUGCAAUUCCUUCGGAGGAGGGGUCUUCCUGGCCACCUGCUUCAACGCCUUGCUCCCCGCCGUACGAGAAAAGCUUCAAGAAGUUCUCAAGCUUGGGAAGGUGACCGCAGACUACCCCCUGGCCGAGACCAUCAUGCUGGUGGGCUUCUUUAUGACUGUCUUUGUGGAGCAGCUCAUCCUGACCUUUCGGAAGGAGAAGCCUUCCUUCAUCGACCUGGAGACCUUCAACGCCGGCUCAGAUGUCGGGAGUGACUCAGAAUAUGAGAGCCCCUUCAUAGCAUCUUCCAGAGGGCGCACGCUUUACCAAGAGCAUGGCCACCACUCCCACAGCCAUGGCUUGAACGUCCAGGAGCUUUCCCAAUCCAGCCCCUUGCGGCUCUUCAGCCUGGUGUUUGCCUUGUCUGCCCACUCCAUCUUUGAGGGCCUGGCCCUGGGCCUACAGGAGGAAGGAAACAAAGUCAUGAGUCUGUUCCUGGGCGUGGCCAUCCAUGAGACACUGGUGGCUGUGGCGCUGGGCAUCAGCAUGGCCAAGAUCUCAUUAACAUUGAAGGACGCUGCCAAGCUAGCACUUACCGUGAGUUUGAUGAUUCCUUUGGGUAUUGGGAUCGGCAUGGGCAUUGAGAGCGCCCAGAACUUGGCCAGCAGUGUGGCUUCUGUGCUCUUACAGGGCAUUGCUGCUGGAACUUUCUUGUUUGUCACCUUCUUUGAGAUCCUGGCAAAGGAACUGGAAGAUAAGAAUGAUCGCUUGCUGAAGGUCCUCUUCCUGGUCUUGGGCUACACGACCUUGGCGUUGCUUGUCUUUUUCAAGUGGUGAAGGCUGGACUGACGGACAGUAAACCCCGAUUCCUCCCUGUUGUAAAUGGUGCCGAGAACAAGACCCCUUUCCAGCCAAGUAGGGACACUAAGGAACAUCACAGUCUGGGGGGUGUUUACGCAUCGACCUGGCAAAAGGGGUGCACAGAAAAUAAGAUUGGGGAGUGUCCAGAAAGAGGUUUCAUGUGGCAUUGGAACGAUGGGUUGUGGCGUUGGUGUGGAGAUUGCUGGAGGUCAUGGUGAAGUAACUGGUUGUAACAUUACCUCCGAAGGGACCUUGUCUGCUGUGCAUUCUGCUGUUUGUCUAGAGAUCCCACCCCACAGCACAGGGUAACCUGACUUUAUAUUCUGUCGCUCCUGCCUUCAGUCUCUGGGCUCCAAGGAGGUGAAAAGUAACGGAGAAAUCAAACUGAAAGCAGGCUGGGGUAAUGGAUCGCAAAACAGCACUAAGCUGCUUGUGCCAGUUUAGUUUUGAGAAGAAACCUGGUUGGUGUUAAUAACUGCCAAAAAUAUCAACUGUUCUGGGAUACAACAAAUGUCUUUUAGGUGAGAUUUGAGCCAGGAUCCUCUGCUGGCAGAAAUUCUGUUAAGCCACAAAAGGUCCAUUGGGUUGGUAUUGUUCCUGAGAGAUUAAUCAAAGCAACAGGCCAGAGUCCUUUUUACCCCCAUGUGUCGUGUUCCAUCACUGUUGUCUGGCUCUUCAUUGCACAGUCACCGAUGUGAAUCUCUAGGAGUUUGGGUAACGAUCACUUUGAAAAACUUAGCAUUAAAAUCCAAAAUCCUUUCCAGAGCAUCCAGGGAGCUCUGGCCUCAUGGUCUUGAGUUUGUAACAAACUGAUGUUUGCAAUUUCCAGAACACAGAAUUAGGGCAUUCCAACUGUCUGAGGUGGAUUUUGGUUUGUGGGGGACUCACCCUUGGAUGGAUCCAAAAUGACUCUCCCAAAGCCAUGUCUUCUUUGUGCUAACAUGUUUGCUUCUCUCUUAUACUGGCACAUCUGUCCCGUAUGGUGACUGACGAGGACCAACUGAUGGUGUCUGGCAACCAAUAUUUUAAUUGCUACAGAACACCAAAGUUAAUUAAUCUUACUUGGAAGAAAUGGGGAGGAGCUAAUUAUAGGCCUCAGGUGACCCCAGUUAGCAAGGGCCAGUUAAAAUACAGUUUGGCGUGAUGUGCCAAUUUGGUUCCCAAAUACAGAAUUGCUGGCAGGUGGCAUUGUAAACAUUCUCUCUCUCGUAGCUAGCCACCGCAUGGAGGUUUGCCUCCAGCGCAGCAGUCACAACCUACCCUGCUGCUUCUAUCGCUCGCCCUUCAUUCUGGCCUCUUCAGGGCUUUGAUGGCAAGACAGGCAUAGUGUCCAUAAUGACUUGGAGAUUUCUGCAUGUAAAAACAUUCAAUCAGAUAUGAAAACUACACAACAGCUGUAGAACACGAGUGGCGAGGGAGUAUACUUGGGGGUCUUUGAUGCUGUGAGAUAGGAUAGAUUGUAUUCUUUCCUGCUCUCCCACACCACCUUAGUAUCAGGGAAUCUAUCAGUUUGGUUUGGAUCUUGAAUCAUAGACUAUCAGGGUUGGAAGGGACCUCAGGAGGUCAUCUAGUCCCCAAAGCAGGACCAAUCCCCAAUUUUUGCCCCAGAUCCCUAAAUGGCCCCCUGAAGGAUUGAACUCACAACCAUGGGUUUAGCAGGCCAAUGCUCAGACCACUGAGCUAUCCCUCCCCCCAAAUCGUCCUCACUGCUGGAGUGACUGAGACCGGGGGGAUGAGUCUAGAAGUUCUGAGUUCAAUUCUGGCUCUGCCAUAGAAGCCCUGAGUGACCUUGGCUAGGUCUUUCCCCCUCUGUGAAAAGGGGCUGAUGAUAUUUAUCCUGCCUCCUGGGAGUGUUGUGAGAAUUAGCCAGUUCAUGUCCUGGCUGUGGAAGUGCUGAGUAUUAUCACUAGAAAGGGGGUGCGCGUGCGGUGACAAUGGACCCCAACAUGUUUGAUGUGGGCUUUAAUGUGCAACUAGGUAGGCCACGGGCAGUUCACAGGGGAUUGGUUUUAUGUUGUUCAUUUUGUAAAUCAAAGGUGGGAUGGGUAUUGCUGCUGAUUAAUUGCUGCUUUUCUAAAGCUGGUCUGUGUCUGGCUGCAGACCCUUUUGUCCUGCAUUGGCUCCAUCCUGCAGGUAGGUGGCCAGAAGAUUUGAGCACCUCCAAGACAGUGGAAGUGGGCGGUGUCUGAGUGCCCGGGUUUUCACUUGCCCAUUUGUUCAAGAGCAUUUUGUUUUCCUCCACUUCCACAUUCAGGAUCCUCCCCCAUCCUCAAACCCUUCAGCUGGCCAGGCAGGGCUGAUAUUGCCACUGGAUCUCAAUGUGUGAGCGGCAGUCUCUAUCAGACUGUCACAUGUACAUGCCUGUCAUUUCUCUAAUGCUCUGACUUUGACUGGGGCGGUGUAUUUUGGGGUGACAUGAACUGGAGAAGCGAGGUGCAGAAGAGUUGGAUCUCCCUUCUGUCAUCAGCUCUUUCCUGUAAGAGGAGCCAAAAUCCCAAGGUGGUAUCCAGAUUUGCAUCUCUCCUGUGGCAAACCACAGCCACUGGUAAUGGCUGCCUCUUUACUGGAGCUCCCAUGCGCCUCUGCCAGUGCUUGUAGGACACCCUGGUAUUUGCUGAAUGCUAAUCAGAGCAAGGUAGGAGAUGGAGUGCCUCCCUGUAAGUGAUCCACAGCCUAAAGGAUGCUCUCAAGCUAAAUCAAUAGCCAAGGCUUAUCCCAACAAAGCUCCAGUGACUUGCAGGAACGUGCCUACCCCAGUCCAAACCAGGAAUAGAUUUCCUGGCCCAGAAAGAUGCACUUGCUCAGUGGUACUUCUGAGUUAAGGGCCCUUCUCUGCAGAGUUUGUCCGAAGGAAGGAGCGAGAGUCCAGGUUUCCUUAUCUGGGAAGUUAGCAGCAUCUUCUGUCAGCAUCCUUUCCCCACCCUGCUACUGCUGAGUGGGUGCCUGGCUCAGGCCUGCAGGAAGCCUCUUCAGGAGUGCAGGCCAAAUUGCUUACUCUCUGCUGGGACACACAGGAAAGCUGCCCCAUGGCUCUGGGGCAGCCAGUCAGUGCUGCAGGUUUCUUUCCAUGGAACGUGGCUUUGAUUUCAUUUUGACAUUCUCAUAACAAGAUCACAGGACAGAUUGCUGGUCUUUAUGGACAGGGAGCUGCAAGGUCCAGCCCAGGCGCUGCACCAUGCUGAAAUCCUCCCAGUCACAUCAGAUGGUAGAAGGGCCUUUGCAGCCGUUUACAUUGACCGAGUUAAACUGGCGUAGGUGAGGGGUCAUUCAGCUCCUCUAACUGAAUGUCAAGUGCAUAAAUACCAUGUAAAGGAAGGGCUCCUCCUUUCCAGCAUGUGGUGAGUGAUGUAGACCUGCACAUGGAUCACAUCCAGCCCCCUGGGAUGAUGUUUGGUCUGCCGAGGUUUGAACAUGUUCGAGCUACCGCUCAGCCUGCAGAUUCUUGUAUCAAGAAUGUCUAUACUGCCAUUUCUAGCCCCGCAAGCCAGAGUCAAUUGACCCAUGCUCGGUGCCUUGGCCCUGCAGGUUUUUCUUUGCAGUGUAGACAUACCCCAUGACACAAAAAGAGACAAUGGCCAAACUUAAAACUAGUCCUUGUAACAAGGAGAAAUAACUGGCUUUAGUGCAGUUGCCUUCCCAACCCAGACUAGAAAGAAUGGUGAAAGCUCAAGGAACUCGAGUGGCUAUGAAAAUGGCACUCCCACUUUGAGCGACCUUUUUCGUCUCUCUCGUAAACGCUGGGUUUCUCCAAAGGGGCGUCCAUUCGGGGCUAGUGCUAUGGUUAGAGAGAGAGAAACAUCCCCUUGGCAGGGCAGAAGGUGUGUCCUCCAAUCAGAUAUCCCAUUUUCACCUUCUAUUAAAGGCCAAGUGACCUGUACCACUUUGGUGUAGAUUUCAGUUUCAAAAUAGCUUAUUUUACAAGCGUAGGUCCCGAUUCUGCAGUCGGAUCUACACAGAGGGACCCUGCACUAGCACAAGUCUGAUCAGAAAAUCAGCCAUGACGAAGGGAGAAACAAUUGAGUACGCUGAUUUUUUUAAAAGAACUCUGUGGUGUCCCAGGGGCAUCUGCUCAGGAUGGGCAAAUCUGAGUGUACCCCAAGCUAUUAGCAAAGGGCUAAAGGCAUUUUCAGAUUGUUUGGACACCACACACCCCCCAGUAGCGAGAGUGGACUGAUACAGCUUAAAAUACUCCUGUGGGGGUUGCUCAUGUGCAAGAGAUUGUGCUCACAGAAGAGGAAAGUGUACCCCUCAAGGGAACUGAAAGUCCCCCUGGUAUGGACUGAGGUUUGGCACAGGAGGCAGUCCCAACCCUCAACACAUCGUCCUAGCAGGAUUGAUUGUACUUGUUAAUAUUCCUGCAGAAGGACCCCUUAGAGCCAGGCCUGGGGCAAGUGCUGGUCAUUCAUCAUUCUUGGGUUCCAGAGUUCCAGCUGGGCUGAUGGAAGGGGCAAGCCCUUUGCAAUCAAGGCAGGUUUCUGUUUUGAUAGACUUUGGGAUUUAACACCUUAAGAGCCACAAACUUGGCACAUUUUGCAGAUGGAUCAGGGACUGUCUCAGGUCAGACCUUUUCCUGUUAAUCUGCUGUGCUCCAGAAUGAUCCACCCAUGUGUGUGAUGAGAAUAUUUAUUUAACUGCGCGGGCAACUUGCGGUUAUUAUUUGUACAGUUGUUGUUUUGUUUAGAAACGCAGAAAGCUGACAACUGCUCCCAAUAAACACUAUGUUCUUUUCUUGA